Humulus lupulus (European hop) is the source of this 2500-nucleotide messenger RNA. RefSeq names its product TORTIFOLIA1-like protein 3. Gene Ontology annotation, cellular component: microtubule. The record is from RefSeq and is a predicted model, not a curated record. Gene Ontology annotation, molecular function: microtubule binding. Bases 137 to 2038 code for a protein of 633 amino acids. NCBI's taxonomy places the organism in Eukaryota, Viridiplantae, Streptophyta, Magnoliopsida, Rosales, Cannabaceae. The transcript is spliced from 5 exons.
UCCAAAGUUCCUUCUGCACUCACCGUCGGGUCACCCUGAACAGCUAAGGUAGCUCAUUCAUAUACCAUCCGGCGAUGUCGCCGGAUGUCCCACCCGACCCGUGAAAUUUGACCCGAAUUUGGUUUGAAAGACGAAAAUGCCACUCGCCUCUUCCUCUUCCGCCGCGGCUCCGCCGCCUCAGAACCUGAAGCACCGCGUCUUCACUUGCCUGAACAAACUCUCCGACCGAGACACGUACGGCGUCGCUGCGGCCGAGCUCGACUCCAUAGCUCGGAGCAUCGAGCCUAGCUCGCUGGGCGUCUUCGUCUCAUGCAUCAACUCCACCGACGCCUCCGACAAGUCGCCUGUGCGGAAGCAAUGCGUUCGGAUCCUUUCCGUCCUCGGCGAGACUCACGGCGACGCGCUCUCGCCUCACCUCUCCAAGGUGCUCUCCAGCGUCACGCGACGCCUCCGUGACCCGGACUCAGCGGUCCGAUCAGCCUGCGUCGAUGCCGUCACCGCGCUCCGGUACCACGUCAGUAGGCCACCAUUCUCGUCGUUUCUGAAACCGCUAGCCGACGCGUUGUUUACUGAACAGGACUUGAACUCGCAGAUCGGCGCGGCGCUGUGUCUUGCCGCCGCCGUCGACGCCGCGCAGGAUCCGGAGACGGCGAAGCUCGCGAGGCUAAUGCCGAGGUUCGAGAAGCUGCUUAAGUGCGAGAGCUUUAAGGCGAAACCGGCACUUCUAGUCUUGUUCGGGAGUUUGAUCAAUGCCGGAGCAGCAUCCGGCGAGGGAGCUUUGAGAAGCUUGGUUCCAGCAGUCGUGCAGUUCUUGAGCAGCGAUGACUGGGCGGCAAGGAAGGCUGCUGCGGAGGUGCUGGUAAAGUUGGCCUCCGUGGAGAGGGACGCGUUGGCGGAAUUCAAAUCUGGGUGUUUGAAGACAUUCGAGAAUCGGAGAUUUGAUAAGGUGAAGGCUGUAAGGGAGAUAAUGAAUCAGAUGUUGGAGGCUUGGAAACAGAUUCCGGAUGUUUCAGGAAAUCUUUCGCCACCACCACAAUCACAAGCUUCAUCAAAAGAUAAUGCAAGCGAUGGACGUUAUCCACCAGGGGCAAGGAAUUCCGGUGGUGCUGGUUCUGAAGCUCUUCAAUUGAGGAAAAGACCAGUGCUACCUAACAAGGCAACUCCACCUGACAGCUCUUAUACCACUACUGCUCGUAAGAGAAGUUACUUGAAAAGUGAAGAAAAGAAAGCAAAUUCAGGGUUGUUUCGGAAGCUGGACAAGAAGAAGCCAUCGAACUGGAAUGUCAAUGUGGCUGUUCCAAAUGGCCCCUCCGAGAGAGGAGGGAUUCGUGGUGAUGAUCGCAAGGAAAGAGAUGGAGAUGUUUCAGACAAAAGGAGUAAUGAAAAGACAAAGUUAUCAAAACUGGAAACAAAGCGGGCACUGUUCUAUAAGAGUUCUGAUGACAAGGGACACAGGUUUGGUGGAUUCAGGUCCGGAUCUCGUGUGGCUCCAUGCCAAGAGGAGAGCAAUGAUUCUACGGUUGUAGUCAGUAAUGCAACUGCAGAUAUCCAUAAGAACCAUACUGAAUGUGAAGAUUUAACAUUAAUUCGCCAUCAGCUUGUCCAGAUUGAAAAGCAGCAAUCCAGUCUGUUAGAUCUUUUACAGAGGUUCAUGGGGAGCUCACAAAACGGAAUGCAAUCGCUAGAGACUCGUGUUCAUGGGCUGGAACUAGCAUUGGAUGAGAUCUCAUAUGAUCUGGCUCUGUCAAGUGGAAGAAUGACUAAAAUGGAUUCCUCCAGAACAAGAUGUUGCAUGCUACCUGGCGCGGAUUUCUUAAGCUCCAAGUUCUGGAAAAGAUCUGAAGGCAGGUACUCAGCACCAAGGAUUUCUACCUCCAGUGGCACCCCCUCAGCAGCAGCCAUGCGCUUUGGAGAUGAUUCAAAUGGAAAUGCCGAAAGAUUUAAGUCAAACCGCAUGCUUCGGCUGCAGGGUGGUGGCGGGUUCAUUGUAAACCCGCUAGCGGAGAUUCCACGCAACCCAGUGGGUAAUGCAAUGUAACAAUUUGAAUGAAAGUUGAUGUUUUAAUUUGAAGAGAAGUCGAUGUUUGAGAUAAUGAACCAUCAAAAUGGUCGUGGUCGAGGUCGAGUUAUGUGUCUAUGAUGUAGUUUAUUGGUUUCUCAAAAGAAUUCGCCACUCGUAAAAAUGGCUAUAGGAAGAAGCAUCGUAUUUCCCUAGUACUUUACACAGAAGCCUAUUAUUAUAAUCCCUUUGGAGAUGGAAAAGUGGGAUACAUACACAAUAAAAUCACUGGCAAAAUGCACCUUUCCUGGCUCUUGUGAUUAUUCUUUCGAAAAAGAAUGUGCCACUACUAGUCAUAUUGAGGGUGAAAUCAAUGUAUAGCAGAGUAGGGAUUUUUUUUUUCUUUUCUUUUUCACGAGUCAUUUGUAUCUUUGUAUUGAUUGGAUAUAUAGUAAUGAAAAUCGAUGAUGAUGAUGAUGUCAUAAUCCAUGAUUUCUAGCA